Molecule: messenger RNA, 2268 nt
Organism: Sardina pilchardus (European sardine)
Lineage: Eukaryota; Metazoa; Chordata; Actinopteri; Clupeiformes; Clupeidae
Gene: ndufaf7
Product: NADH:ubiquinone oxidoreductase complex assembly factor 7
Exons: 10
Coding region: 185-1549 (454 amino acids)
Biological process (GO): mitochondrial respiratory chain complex I assembly
Cellular component (GO): mitochondrion
Molecular function (GO): protein-arginine omega-N symmetric methyltransferase activity
Source: RefSeq, a predicted model, not a curated record
CGUCUGUCAAGGGCGAUGUUGACAUGUGCAAGUGUAGUAGAAGACUUAGAUCUUAAAUUGUGGGAUGGAGGGCUUUUUUCAUUUGCUAAUUCUAUAAUUAAUGUAAUCAAAUAUAUGUAACAACUGUGUUAGUUGUGAGAUCAUUUUUGUAUAAUCAGCUAUUGAAACUAGGGCGAACGAGAUCAUGAGGGUAUGCAGGAGAGUAUGUGGUUUACAUAGCGCUGGGAUUCUGUUGUUGCCCUCAGUUGCGCCGAGAUUGUGUGGUCGAUGGAUCUCUCAGUUGAACAGGAUUUGUUCCUAUUCAACGUCUCAGGAACAGGCACCCAGGCAUUCCAUGCUACGGCAUCUCACAUCCAAAAUCAAGUCUACUGGGCCCAUUUCAGUUGCAGAAUACAUGCGAGAAGUUCUAACCAACCCCGUUACGGGGUAUUACGUGAAGAAUGACAUGUUGGGUGCCGAUGGAGACUUCAUCACCUCUCCUGAAAUCAGUCAGCUCUUUGGAGAGUUGUUCGGUAUUUGGUGUAUCAGUGAGUGGAUGGCAGCUGGGAAACCCAAAGACCUCCAGUUGGUGGAGUUUGGACCCGGUAGAGGCUCCUUGGCCAGUGACAUUCUCAGAGUGUUCAGUCAGCUGAAAACAGUGUUGACUGGAGCGUCAAUAUCUGUCCACCUGGUGGAGGUCAGCCCUAAACUGAGCCAGGUGCAGGCCCAGUGCCUGACAGGUGACCAGAGCCAGGUGUCCGCCAGUGAGAACGAGCCAGCGUACCGCACCGGCACCACCAGCACCGGCCUGCCAAUCUCCUGGUACCGCAGGAUCGACGAUGUCCCCCAAGGUUUCAGCAUAUUCCUUGCCCAUGAGUUUUUUGAUGCCCUGCCUGUUCAUAAAUUCCAGAAAACCGAGAAGGGCUGGAGAGAGGUGAUGGUGGACAUUGACCCGGCUGCCCCCGAUGGUGUGGACAAGUUACGCUUCGUCCUGCUGCCUUCCCCAUCCCUUGCCUCUGCUGUACUCACGCAGGUUGAUGAAAAGAGGCAGCAUGUUGAGGUCUGUCCUGAAGGAGCAAUUGUGGUCCAGCAGUUGGCCAAUCGGAUCGUGGAGCAAGGAGGCGCAGCAUUGAUCGCUGACUAUGGCCAUGAUGGAACAAAGACGGAUACGUUUAGAGGGUUUCGAGGACACAAGCUCCACGAUGUCCUAGCUGACCCUGGAGCAGCGGACCUCACGGCGGACGUGGACUUCAGUUACCUGAGACGGAUGGCGGGAGGCCUGGUGACCUGCAUGGGGCCAGUGUCUCAAAGAGUCUUCCUGAAGAACAUGGGAAUUGACACGCGUCUGCAGGUUCUGCUGAGGAGCUGUGCGGACCAGUCCGUCCGGGCCCAGCUCAUCCAGGGCUACGACAUGUUGGUGAACCCCCAGAAGAUGGGGGAGAGGUUCCAGUUCUUUGCCCUGCUGCAACCCGGCCGUCUGGUUACCCCAGCGAUGGGGGAGGGGAUGGAGAAGAGGAGAGGCACUGCGCCUCUUCCUGUGGCCGGCUUCAGCGAGCUUGGCCUCGAAUGAAGAGAACAUUAUUAAGGACUGGCCUGCAAUGGCUUACCUUUGUGUGGACAGUGAAAAUUGAAGUAGCACGUGUAUGCUACAUUGAAGUGCUUAUUAAGGAAUAUUAAGGAAAGAAAAUGGAUUUUGGUCACCAUUACCAUUUUGGACGAUUUCCACAGACACCUCAAACAGGAGUAUAUAGACGGUGUUGCCAGAGACACCAAAAAGGUCAUCAGAAAUCUUGACAAAUAUUAUUGCUUGUAGGGAUACAAAAAAAAAGUAUGAAAUGUCCAGUCAGAAUGGAGCUUUAGUGGCAGAAACACGCCUUCGGCAGGGCAACAGCCGUGGGAACAGCAUAGCACAAAGUGAGAACUGAUGAAGGAAGAGAAGUCUGUGGAGUGACACAGUAAUUUGUCACAUCAGGACACUAAAGUGUGUCUUUCUUUCCCUGCCUGUUGCUCUCUCUUUCACCUCCCCCCCCUCCCCCUCCCCCUUUCGACAAGCAGCAGAAACCAUUAAUAUGCCACGUGGUGUCUCCACAUCUGGAAGUGAUUUUGUGCGAGCAGGGCAGUAGACCACUUACUGUACUCACUGAUGUUUUCUUACACGGGAAGUAGGCGCUUUCCCUACUGCUCCAGUAGCAAUUAAAAGAUAUGAUUACUGCCGGCCGAUACCGAUCGCCAAGGUAAUCAGCCGGAGUGGACGGCCGAGGGUUCCGAUUUUUUGGGGUAAAAAAACAA